AUGAACAUAGCUAAAUUGUACGAAAUGCAGAAGACGCUUGAUGCACGAAUUAUUGAGGAAAAGAACCUGCAAGGUCAAGACUUGCUCCCGAACACGAUCCUUGCGCUUCAGGUGGAGCUGGGCGAAAUGUCUAAUGAAUGGCGCGGGUUUAAACAUUGGAGUGAUAAGAGAGAGCCAAAGCAUGGCUAUAAAGCAAAGAUUAAUUGCACUUCCUGCGGGGGCCGGGGACAUUGGUAUACCGGAAACAAAGUAGACUGCAACAAAUGUGAGACCACCGGGACUAUCACUAACCCCUUCCUUGAGGAAUACGUCGAUUGCUUUCACUUCUUCCUAAGUAUCGCCCGGCAGCUCGGCCUGGACGAAAAGGACCUAACAAUCAUUGAUGACUAUCUGGAGGGCAGUACAACCAAUGUGCUCACACGAUUGAUUUAUCACGCUGGUGGAAUUGGCAUGAAUUACAGCCCAUAUUCAGGCAUUACAUCGUACCGGAUGGCGUUCAAUAUGUUCUUUGCUCUCGGACGGCAAAGAUUCGGAUUCACGCUCGAACAGAUCGAGGCGGCUUAUCUGGAAAAGAACAAAGUCAACCACGAGCGCCAGGCGAACGGAUAU
Mesorhabditis spiculigera is the source of this 609-nucleotide messenger RNA. The record is from the annotation of a GenBank genome assembly. NCBI's taxonomy places the organism in Eukaryota, Metazoa, Nematoda, Chromadorea, Rhabditida, Rhabditidae.